UCUUCUCAUUACAUUGUCUCCAUAAAAACUCGAGCCCUAACCUUCAUUCGCCAUUACAAUCUCUCCUUUCUCCACUGUUAAAUACCUCUAAAACCAGACUAACCCUAAUUUUCCUCUUUUGUUUCUAUUAUCCGCCUUCGCGUAUUGUCUCUACAGUUUUAGCCACCGUCUCGGUCUUUCCUCGGAACCCUAAUUCUUCGUCGCUUCCUUUAGAAACCCUAAUAUCCGAACCUGAUCUUUCGAAACCCUCGAUUUGUCGAAAAUUCUAUAUAAUCCAAGACAAUAAUAAUAACUAUUAUAAGAAUUUUGUUGAUUCUGUUUGUUAAUUAUAUUUUGCAAAUAUUGUUUCUUUGAAUUUUUGAGAUAAGCCGUUGUUCUUCCUGAUCUUCAAUUUUCCGAACCAUACAAAUACUUUUUUUGAUAGUUAGAAUACUAUCUCAAAUUGUCAGUUUAGUCCUCCAGGUUUAACGGAUUUAUACUUUUUCCGUUUAUUUUUAAAUCACUUGUAUACUUUUCACUGGGUCUUGAUAUUGGGGAGAGAUGGUUGGGGGAGGCAGGAGAGACGAGGGAUCAUUGGUGAUCAACAACACUAAUGUUUUUGCAGCGCUUGAGACUCUGAGGAAGAAAAAGAAGUCAGAUAAGGAGCGUGGUUCAUCCAAGAGUGGUAAAGGAUCCUCUAAAUCACAAUCGCAACAGCAGCAGAAGGAGCCUGCUCCUGAAUUAUUUUGGGCUCCUGCUCCACUCAAUGCUAAAUCUUGGGCUGAUGUGGAGGAUGAAGAUGAUGACGACUACUAUGCCACCGCAGCCCCUGUUUGGGGUUCUUCGGAGCCACAGCAGACUGAUGAUAAGCCCACCCACAUAGAGGAAACUGAGAGUGAAGAAGAUAUUUUAGAUGAAGGUGACGAUGAAGUAGAUGAAGACCAUGAGCAUGAGCAUGAGCAUGACCAUGACCAUGACCAUGACCAUGAACCAGAGGUUCCAGUGCCCCUUGAGCCAGCAGUCAAGAAGCCUUCUGAAGUUUCUGUGGUGCAGAAGGAGACAGAAAGGCAACUUUCGAAGAAGGAAAGGAAGAAGAAGGAGCUUGCAGAGCUAGAGGCCCUUCUAGCUGAUUUUGGAGUGGCCCAGAAGGAGAGCAAUGGCCAAGAUGAGUCACAUGAUGCUGCGCAAGAAAGAAAAGAUCCAGAGCCUAGUGGUGCAGAGGGUGAAAGGAAGGAAAGUGCUGGAGAAUCCAAAAGUGCUAAGAAGAAGAAGAAGAAGGAUAAAUCAAAGGAGGUGAAGGAACCUCAGGAGCAGUCUACCUUUUCCGAAGUUAACAAUGGGCCAGAUGAAGCUGCUGGGACUGAGCAGGCAGAUGAGGAUUCUUCCACUAUUGAUGUGAAAGAGCGACUAAAGAGAAUGGCAUCUGCGAAGAAGAAGAAGUCUAGUAAAGAGAUGGAUGCUGCUGCAAAGGCAGCUGCUCAAGAGGCUGCUGCAAGAAGUGCAAGGCUUGCUGCAGCAAAGAAGAAAGAGAAGAACCAUUACAAUCAGCAGCCGGUGCGAUAGAAGCCCCUUUUUGUUUCACACACAUAUGAACAUGUAUUACUCGUUCAUAUAACAUAGCUCGCACAGGCUCUGGCUUCAUAAAAGACAAACUUUCUAGUGUACUGUCAUGGACUAUAGAAAGUC
This is a messenger RNA of Jatropha curcas, 1665 nucleotides long. RefSeq lists its product as uncharacterized. The record is from RefSeq and is a predicted model, not a curated record. Lineage: Eukaryota; Viridiplantae; Streptophyta; Magnoliopsida; Malpighiales; Euphorbiaceae.